Messenger RNA from Cuscuta campestris, 1625 nucleotides. The record is from the annotation of a GenBank genome assembly. NCBI's taxonomy places the organism in Eukaryota, Viridiplantae, Streptophyta, Magnoliopsida, Solanales, Convolvulaceae.
AAGCGAUUUCAUGCCCAGAAGCGAGAGACGAUUGUAAUAUAUAUACGGAGAAUAUUUCAAUUGCUACAGCGCAAUAGCCUAUACUUCAAUUUGGACACGCUAGUUUCUUCGAUUCUGGAACGACGACACACCCAAAGUCCGGAGCUAGUCUUGAUCAUGAUUUCCCAAAUGUACGUUGAGCUCUGCACGUGUGGUUUUGUUUCAAAGAAGAAUGCUGGUAAUGAAACUUUUUGUAAGGAUAAAAUGGGCGUUGAAGCAGGGUGCAAAGGUGCAAACAUAAGUUCUCACGAGGAUAAUCAUGAAAACAUUUGUGAUUUGUGCAAGCAAGAUGGAAAAAGCCUGAUAUGUUAUGGUAAAGGUUGUAGGAGAUGUUACUAUCUCUUUUGUUUAGGUCCUCCUUUGGAUGGUGUUCCAUCUGGAGUCUGGCAUUGUCUCUGUUGUGUGAAGAAAAAGAUAGAAUAUGGUGUUCACUCAGUGUAAAAGGGAAUAGAGUUGAUAUGUGAUGCUAGAGAAGUGGGAGUAUCAGGUCCCAAAGGUUUGAUAGACCUGUGUCAUUAAACUAUUUUUUUGGAAACACAGAUAUGUAAAUUGACUUCUAAUGCUUAUUAUUUUCUCCUAAUAGCUGAGAUUUUGUUCAUGUCUUCUUUAACAUUAUGUUCGGAACGCAAAGGCAGAAACAGUAUCUUGUCAAGUAUCAAGGUCUUGCCCAUGUUCACAACGACUGGCUUCCAGAAGAAGCAUUGCUUAUUGAAGUGCCAUCCAUUAUCGCAGACUUUAAACACAAAAAUCAUGGUGUUAGUUGGAACUCGGAAUGGACAAUACCUCAAUGUUUACUGAAGAAAAGGUUAUUAUCUUUUUCCAAGCUGCAUAGGAAAAACAAAGAUCUUGAUGUUGACAAUGAUUUAGAAUGUAAACACGAGUGGCUUGUGAAGUGGAAUGGCCUUGAUAUUGAGAAUGCCACAUGAGAGUUGGAGAACGCUGAUUUUCGUUGUUCAUCUCUUGGUCUAAGGCUCAUUAAGGAUCAUAGCCACCUCGAAUGAUACAAGAUCAAGAAUCAAUAUGAGAGAUACCAUUCCGUUUUUACUUUCGGUGGAAUUACAAUCGAGAUAGAUGUGACAAGAUGAAAUGAAAAGAUGAAGCUUAGAUGUUAAGUGUUUAGGAUACUUUUGUCAUGUUUAUUACUAUAUUUAUUUUAUGUCAAAACCCUAUUAUAUUAACAAUUGUGAACCUUUGAUCGAACAUCCGUAAGGUAUCGUAGAGAAGGUUCGGCGUUGGAAUAUUGAAAUUAAGGAGUUAAUCGUCGGAAUCAUUGUUCAUCGACAUAUCCAAAAUCCUGGACAGCAACUAUCCCUUGACUUCAGGUCCAAUUUAUGCUAUCUUACAUCUGUUAAAACGAAAUACUUUCUAUACGAAAGUUAUAGCCUUACAUCUUAGAAAUCUACAAAAUCAAACGGUUUGCAAUUCCGUGAAGAAACGAUGGAGAUAUGCCCAAAAUACCGCAUGCUGUCCAGUUGUUACGAAAAUGACAAAGUUGGCAAAUUUCGAUGUUGUUUCCACUCCCGCUCAUCCAUAAGGUUUCGGCCGAUGAUUUCCAGGUCUGUACCUUUGCGUUAGACUUGUCAAAU